Coturnix japonica (Japanese quail) is the source of this 1893-nucleotide messenger RNA. RefSeq names its product DnaJ heat shock protein family (Hsp40) member C28 (gene DNAJC28). The record is from RefSeq and is a predicted model, not a curated record. Lineage: Eukaryota; Metazoa; Chordata; Aves; Galliformes; Phasianidae.
GCGGCGGGGACGUGUCCGAGCGAGACGGGGAGAGCGGGGCAGGGGAGCGGGGAGGCGGCGGGCAGGAGGUGAGGCGUCGUGCCGAGGGGUGACUUUCCCGUCCUACAUCACCCCCGUCGCAGCGCACAUGGGGGCUCUCUAAGUCAUUGCUUAUAAUGUAUCUGCAUCUGAAGAACUAGAAAGUGGUUUUAUACGAUGCUGACUAACACCAUAGGACAUCAUUUAAUGGUACAUCAAGCAAUGAUUCCCAGAAGCCUGAAGCCAUUUUCCUACAUCUGUGGUGGUAGAAUGUUGUCAGGCUACAAACCUAAAAGGGAUAUCAAGGACUCUUACAAAAUUCUUGAGCUUGAGGAAGGAUGUUCAGUCGAUGAUAUCAGAAAUUCGUAUCGGAGUCUUGCUAAAAAAUACCACCCAGACAGCGGUUCCAUCACAGCAGAUUCUGCAGCAUUCGUGAAGGUAGAAGAAGCAUACAGAGUUGUGCUUAACGAUGUGGCAAACAAAAAGAAAUCCAGUGAGAAUAAGGAAGAGGAGGAGGAGGAAGACCAGCUCAAAUCAAACGCGCCACAGCAUAGGCACUACUUGAGUUUUGAAGGUGUUGGUUACGGAACACCAAGCCAAAGAGAAAAGCAGUACAUGCAGUUCAGAGUAGACCGUGCUACUGAGCAAGUGCUGGCGUACCGUGCGCGGAAGCUUGAAAGCCAGUAUGUUGCAACGGACCUUAUGAAAGCCAAAGAUGUGAGACAGAGCAAGAAAGUGAAGAUAACUCAGGCAGUUGAACGGUUGGUGGAGGACCUUAUUCAGGAGUCAAUGGCAAAAGGUGAUUUCGACAACCUCAGCGGGAAAGGAAAACCUUUGCAGAAGUUUUCGGAUUGUCCUCAUGUCGAUCCUAUGACUCACAACCUGAACAGGAUUCUGAUAGACAACGGAUACCAGCCGGAAUGGAUCCUCUUGCAGAAAGAAAUCAGGGAAACGAUUGAGCGAUUAAGAAAGAGCAUAGUGGUAUCCAGGAGUAAGCUGGGAGAGCCCAUGACGUCGCGUAGGCAAAAGGAAUGGAAUCACAUCUGCGAGCAAUUUGCGGAGGAUAUCAGGAAGUUAAACAAAAGGAUCGACAGCUUCAAUUUAGUUGUUCCUCUUCUGAGCAGACAAAUGGUGCACUUCAGUGCUGACAAAGAAAUCAUCCGAGCACAAAAGACUUACGAAGCUUCGAUGGAAAACACAGAGGCUUCUGGUUACGACACAAAGGAAAAUGAAGGGGAAGGUGUUCAACGGUUUGGGUGGAAGUCUUCUCUACUGAAGUGGUUCAAUACUACACUGAAAUAACAUCAUAGUGGCUCACCUCUAGUCCAGCUUUUGAAGGCACUUUAUAACUAAAACCUGUAGCAUGAGGGAAAUUUCAGAUUCACUGCAAAUAUAAAAUCUACCUGGCUGUUAGACCGCUUGAAAGGAACUGGGGGGGUCUGAUGUUCACUUGUGGGUCCUUAAUUCUUUGUGAAUGCUGCUAAGGAACAAGUGAAUCCAGUUAUCCUAUUGAAGCUCAUUUUUUUCCUUCUGCUUAAGUCAAAAUUUGUGCUUAACUUUUCGGUGUAUAAUUUAAUGACUUCUGCAGCGCUGUUAUCUCUUUGUAACAUGAAACUGACGCGUAAGUAAAACACUGAGAGGACAAAGGGGAAGUAAAGUGUGUCCAUGCCCUUUACUUUGACCUUUAUCCUUCCUUGUUUAAAUGUCCCUUGGCUGAGAAAGAUCAGCUUUUAAUUCUCAUUACAGGAAUUGGACAUGAACUGCUGUUCAAAUGAAUCCAGUGACCGAUGUGCAAAGAGCUAAUUGUAAGUUGGAUUUGUUGCACGGGUGUAAAUAGGAACCAGACUGCAAUAAAUGUGACUGGGGUGGAAUCCA